AGAACAAAGCUUGGCAUGAUUCUUACUCCUCACCAAUCUGACAAAACAGCCUCAAUGUACUCGGAGAUCCAGAGGGAGAGAGCAGACAUCGGGGGACUAAUGGCUCGGCCAGAGUAUAGAGAGUGGAAUCCAGAGCUCAUCAAACCCAAGAAGCUGCUGAACCCUGUGAAGGCCUCCCGAAGCCACCAAGAGCUACACCGAGAGCUGCUAAUGAACCACAGAAGGGGCCUCGGUGUGGACAGCAAGCCUGAGCUGCAGCGGGUCCUGGAGCACCGACGCCGAAAUCAGCUGAUCAAGAAGAAGGAGGAGGAGCUGGAGGCUAAGCGGCUUCAGUGUCCUUUCAAGCAGGAGUUGCUGAGAAGACAGCAGAGAUUGAAUCAGCUGGAAAACCCACCACAGAGAGAAGAGGACCAGGCUCCUGAGUUCAUCAGAGUCCGGGAAAACCUACGCAGAACCUCCGCGGAGGAGAGAGCACUGUGAUGUUCCCUCCAUUCAGCUCCUGCCACUCACUCCCACAGACCUUCUCCGGCCCUCCUGAACCAGAAGGCCCUGGCACGUGGUGAUGCCAGCAAGGCAGACCUGAGAGGCAGCUGGCUAUCUUUGGGAAGCUGGGACACCCCCUGCCUGGCACCCCUGGUGGACUUGUUCUGUGCACCUAGCCUUCCCAGUGCUAAGAGGAAGCCUCUACCAGGAAAGACCUAACUGAGGUGCCCUCCCUGAUCCAACCCACUGCGUAAGCUUCCCUAGAAGAAGUGGGAAGGAGGGCCAGUGUCCCUACAUUCUGCCUUAGCUUCCCAGCAGGCCCCUGCUUUGGGAGCCGCCCAGCUCCUGAGCAA
This is a messenger RNA of Phodopus roborovskii (desert hamster), 836 nucleotides long. It is a transcript of the gene Fam107a, whose product is annotated as family with sequence similarity 107 member A. NCBI's taxonomy places the organism in Eukaryota, Metazoa, Chordata, Mammalia, Rodentia, Cricetidae. The record is from RefSeq and is a predicted model, not a curated record. Bases 16 to 480 code for a protein of 154 amino acids. Gene Ontology annotation, cellular component: stress fiber; synapse; neuron projection. The transcript is spliced from 4 exons. Gene Ontology annotation, biological process: actin filament bundle assembly; actin filament polymerization; regulation of actin cytoskeleton organization.